GCGCCCGCCUCCAGCCCUGAGACCUCGCGCCCUCGCGCCCUCGCACCGGGGGCGGGCUCGCUGCGCGUGCCGGGCGGGGAAGCGGCGCGAGCCGGGAGUGGAGAACGCUCGUCGCGGGGGCGGCUCCAGGGCCUGAGCGGGCGCCGCCGCCGCCGGAGCCGCGGACGCCGGGCCGGAGGUUGGCGGGGGAGGCUGCGGCCGCGGAGACCGUCUGGACUGCCCCCUGCGCCAGCCGGGAAGAUGAUUGAGGAAAGUGGGAAUAAGCGGAAGACGAUGGCAGAGAAGAGGCAGCUGUUCAUAGAAAUGCGUGCUCAGAACUUUGAUGUCAUACGACUAUCAACUUAUAGAACAGCUUGCAAAUUGCGAUUUGUACAAAAACGAUGCAACCUCCAUCUCGUUGAUAUCUGGAACAUGAUUGAAGCCUUCCGAGACAACGGCCUUAACACACUGGACCAUAGCACGGAGAUGAGCGUGUCCCGCCUCGAAACGGUCAUCUCAUCCAUCUACUACCAGCUCAACAAGCGCCUGCCUUCUACUCACCAGAUCAGCGUGGACCAGUCCAUCAGCCUCCUCCUCAACUUCAUGGUUGCUGCCUACGACAGUGAGGGCCGAGGCAAAAUGACGGUAUUUUCAGUUAAAGCUAUGUUAGCAACUAUGUGUGGUGGAAAAAUGCUGGACAAAUUGAGAUAUGUUUUCUCCCAGAUGUCAGAUUCCAAUGGCUUAAUGGUAUUUAGCAAGUUUGACCAGUUUCUGAAGGAGGUGCUGAAGCUCCCAACCGCUGUCUUUGAAGGGCCGUCGUUCGGCUACACCGAGCACUCCGUCCGCACCUGUUUCCCACAGCAGAAAAAGAUCAUGUUAAACACGUUUUUAGACACAGUGAUGGCCGAUCCUCCUCCCCAGUGCCUUGUCUGGCUGCCUCUCAUGCACAGGCUUGCCCAUGUCGAGAAUGUCUUCCACCCCGUGGAGUGCUCCUACUGCCACUGUGAGAGCAUGAUGGGUUUCCGGUACCGAUGCCAGCAGUGCCACAACUACCAGCUCUGCCAGAACUGCUUUUGGCGUGGCCAUGCCAGUGGUCCUCACAGCAACCAGCACCAGAUGAAGGAGCAUUCCUCCUGGAAAUCCCCUGCAAAGAAGCUGAGCCAUGCAAUUAGUAAAUCUUUGGGGUGUGUACCCACCAGAGAGCCCCCGCAUCCUGUUUUUCCUGAGCAGCCCGAGAAGCCACUUGACCUUGCAAAUAUAGUCCCUCCUCGCCCUCUGUCUAACAUGAAUGACACCAUGGUUAGCCACAUGUCCUCCGGAGCGCCCACUCCCACCAAGAGGUUACAGUAUAGCCAGGACAUACCCAGUCACUUGGCCGAUGAGCAUGCGCUGAUAGCCUCCUAUGUGGCCCGUCUUCAGCACUGUGCACGUGUCCUGGACAGUCCUAGCCGACUGGAUGAGGAACACCGGCUUAUAGCUCGCUAUGCUGCCCGGCUGGCUGCAGAGGCAGGGAACAUGACCCGUCCUCCCACUGACUUGAGCUUUAACUUCGAUGCCAACAAGCAACAAAGACAGCUUAUUGCAGAACUGGAAAACAAGAACAGAGAGAUCCUGCAGGAGAUCCAGCGUCUCCGCCUGGAGCACGAGCAGGCCUCCCAGCCCACCCCCGAGAAGGCCCAGCAGAACCCCACGCUGCUGGCAGAGCUGCGGCUGCUGAGGCAGAGGAAAGAUGAGCUGGAGCAGCGGAUGUCGGCUCUGCAGGAGAGCAGGCGGGAGCUGAUGGUGCAGCUGGAGGGGCUCAUGAAGCUACUGAAGGAGGAAGAGCAAAAGCAGGCAGCUCAGGCCACAGGAUCGCCACAUACGUCGCCCACCCACGGAGGCAGCCGCCCAAUGCCCAUGCCCGUCCGCUCAGCAUCUGCUGGCUCCACGCCCACCCACUGUCCGCAGGAGCCCCUGAGCGGCGGCGGGGGCGACGUGCAGGAGGCCUUUGCACAAGGUACGAGGAGAAACCUCCGCAAUGACCUGCUGGUGGCUGCCGACUCCAUCACCAACACCAUGUCAUCCCUGGUGAAGGAGCUCCACGCAGCAGAGGAAGGUGCAGAGGACGAAGAAGAGAAGAUGCAGAGUGGGAAAGACAGAGGUUAACGGAGGAGCCGGGGACAGAGAGGAAGCGGCCCCGGAGCCGUGGAGCGAGCUGGCAUCGACCUGAGGAA
Eptesicus fuscus (big brown bat) is the source of this 2192-nucleotide messenger RNA. RefSeq names its product dystrobrevin beta (gene DTNB). The coding region runs from base 241 to 2124 and encodes 627 amino acids. Gene Ontology annotation, biological process: synaptic signaling. Gene Ontology annotation, cellular component: plasma membrane; synapse. Lineage: Eukaryota; Metazoa; Chordata; Mammalia; Chiroptera; Vespertilionidae. Gene Ontology annotation, molecular function: zinc ion binding. The record is from RefSeq and is a predicted model, not a curated record. The transcript is spliced from 21 exons.